Messenger RNA from Bufo bufo (common toad), 2566 nucleotides. RefSeq names its product cytokine receptor like factor 1 (gene CRLF1). Gene Ontology annotation, cellular component: external side of plasma membrane. NCBI's taxonomy places the organism in Eukaryota, Metazoa, Chordata, Amphibia, Anura, Bufonidae. The record is from RefSeq and is a predicted model, not a curated record. Gene Ontology annotation, molecular function: cytokine receptor activity; protein binding. The coding region runs from base 359 to 1516 and encodes 385 amino acids. Gene Ontology annotation, biological process: cytokine-mediated signaling pathway. The transcript has 8 exons.
GGGGGCAGCGAAGGAAUAGCAAAGAAUGUCUUCUCCAGCUCUGUAGUGCUUGGUAAUUUUGGCAACCCAUGUGGGCGGGGAAAUGAAUGGGGCUACAGGCAUAUUUAGCUUGUCAGUUCUCAGUUGCUCAGACUUGCAAAAGGGUUUUCCUUAACCUGCAAGCUGUCUGUUUUCUUUAUACAUGCUUCGCUUAUUUCUCUAGCUCAUAUAGAAAAUCUAUAUUAUAAUAAAAGCACGUAGAUAGGCAACUUUCUUACAGCAGGACAUUCCAGGGGGGAAAAAAAAUCUUCAGGAACUUACAAGAUUCAAGGUGGAAUUUUUUUCUAAGUGCUCAAGUGGAUCUAAAAAGCCUUGAAAUAUGAUCACUUUAGUGCUCCUAUGGAUAUGCAUGUUAAUUGUGAACUCCUUGACUUAUCCUGCUGUAAUAACCCCACAAGACCCAACCCUAAUGAUAGGAUCAUCACUAACUGCAUCUUGCUUAGUGGACUCUGACUUAAACCUGAAGGCAGAUGACCUGUUCUGGACCCUUAAUGGGAGAAGGCUCCCAACAGAGCUAUAUAAUAUACUAAACAGCACAACCUUGAGUGUGGCCUUGAAUAACCUGAAUGGAUCCAAGCAGCAGUCAGGAGAUAACCUGGUGUGUCACAGCAAAGACGGGAGAAUCCUGGCGGGCUCAUGUCUAUAUGUUGGAUUGCCACCAGAGAAACCAAAAAAUAUCACAUGCUGGUCAAAGAAUAUGAAAGAUUUAACCUGUAAGUGGGUUCCUGGAAGUGAAGGGGAAACCUACCUGCACACUAACUACACUUUGAAAUACAAGCUCAGGUGGUAUGGCAGAGAUAAUACAUGUCAAGAAUACCACACUAUGGGUCAGUAUUCAUGCCACAUCCCUAAGGAUCUUGCCCUCUUUACACCCUAUGAGAUAUGGGUGGAAGCUUCAAACAGACUGGGAUCCACUACAUCUGACAUAAUAACGCUGGACAUUCUUGAUGUGGUCACCACGGACCCCCCAUCAGAUGUCCAUGUGAGUCGCGUAGGUGAUUUGGAAGAUCAGCUGAGUGUCCGCUGGAGUUCACCCCCUGCUUUAAAAGAUUUUCUAUUUCAAGCCAAAUACCAGAUUCGCUAUAGAGUAGAAGAUAGCAUGGAAUGGAAGGUAGUUGACGAUGUGGGUAACCAGACAUCCUGUCGUCUAGCAGGGCUGAAACCAGGAACCGUUUAUUUUGUUCAGGUUCGAUGUAAUCCUUUUGGAAUCUAUGGAUCCAAGAAAGCAGGAAUCUGGAGUGAUUGGAGCAAUCCGACUGCUGCAUCUACUCCAAGAAGUGAAAGGAUAACUGGGGUAUGUGAUCCAAAGAGUGGGGAGCAAAAUUCUACCCUACGUCGAGAGUUGAAGCAGUUUUUCGGAUGGGUCAAGAAACAUGCCUAUGGCUGCUCAAACCUUAGCAUCAAGUUGUAUGACCAAUGGAGAGUGUGGCUACAGAAAUCGCACAAAACUCGGAACCAGGUAGGUUCUACCAGGUGAUAAGUUAUAGCAUCUUAUUUUAGCCGGGCAGGAGGACGCAAAGGAAGCGGAUCUGAAGACCAUACACAAAGCGGCAGCAAAACUUGAGCAUCGCCCUGAGGAAGACUUUUAAGUUCAACCUUUGAGAUCCUGAUGGCAAGCUUUGUUGUUCCAAAGCCAGAGACUCCAGUAGAGAUGAAGUUCUGUGUUUUCAUUUCAAUGUACGUCACAUUCCACCCCUGAAACGAUGGUUUGAAGGUGACCAAAAAGUCUUGUGAAAGACUACCUUUUACAGAACUGUAUGUGUUCAGUGCUUUUACCUGGAAUUUAUUAUUUUUUAUCUCUUAUUUAAAUUUUGUACAUUUUGACUAUGUUUGUAAUGCUCACAGAAAUUUAGUGUUUACAUGUUUUAUAUGUCCUUGUCAUCAAGUAGAUUUUUUUUUUUAAAGAAUUAAAAUGAUAUUUUCUCUAAAAUGACAGAAAUGAAGUUGUUUUUGCAGCAUGAGCAAUGUCAAUUAUAUGAAAAAAAAAAUGCUAACCAUUCCUUCAGUCGCAACCUUGGCAAGCAGUAGUUAAAGACGAAGGGGCACAAUAGGUCUUAAUAAAGUUUGGAAAUAAUAACAGGCACUCAAUCAUCUGGAACUGGCAUAAAAAUUCACACUUUAAUAUACCCCAUAUAAAAAAUAAACAAUGGUAAUAUAAAAAUUAAAAAUUCCCGUUAAAGUACAAUACAAGCAGCAAUCAUAGCCAAAAACCAAUGGAUACUGUGUGCAUCAAUACAUGAUCGAAAUUAUAUCUAUUGUAUAGACCGCUAAUUACAGAUAAAAAAUACCAAAUAUAAAAAAUAAAAAAAUAAAAAUGUAUUUCCCAAAGGAAAUCCUUGAUGGUGGUUAGUCCAAAUAUUUAAUGAUUAGUGAUGCUAUUUAAUCCAGAGAAUUAUUAGUGGUAUUAAUUGAUUCAAAUAAUUAGUUGAUUAUUGUCUAUAAUUUAUCCAAUGAUUACUGUUCGUGAUUACAUUAAUUCAUUUUAAAAUAACAAUGUUGAUGGUAAUAUUUAAUCCAAAUGAUUAAU